AUGGUUAUCAACUCGGAGACACCCCAGCUUGCCUGGAAUGAUCUACCGAGUGACGACGUCUCUGCGUCUGAGUCUCACAUUCACCACGGAUAUGAAGAGGGACGAGAUCUAGAGGCGCUCUUUCAAGGAUUGCCUUACCCUCACGACAUAAAUCAGUGGAUACUGCGUCAACAGAAAUUAAAGCAGGAAAUGUAUGAACAAAACUGGUCCUCGAAUAUGGCCGCGGAUAGUGGGGAUGAAACUUGCAUGCCCGAGGACCUUUAUAGUGGAUGCUUGCAACUUAUUGGUACGAGUACUCCUUAUACUGGAACCCAAACGACUGCCGUUGGUGUCUCAGGCGAAAAUACUGCAAAUACCGGAAGGGAUUUUGAUCCGAGUCACUCCCAACACAACAAAGGGCCCGUUGGAAACGACCCAAUGGGUCUGCCAGAACUUCGCACAACAAGCACUUAUUUGCUUCGAAGCUCCGGGGCGAACUACAAUGACGUGCAGGCAUACAUGACUGGCCAUCACCAAACGGAUAAUUAUCUGGGUUAUCCAGAUGGUCUACCUCAAUACGACUGGUAUCCCAACAUUCCCGUCCUCGGGGAACCAUUAGAAGGCGCACAAGUUAGCACCAGCAGCUUCUCUUCUUCGGUUCCCUCGUCGGCGACUUCUGAAGCCAUGGCCGCGAUGACCCUCAACCCGAGGGCGGUACACAGCAACGCGGCAGGACAUUUACAAGCCGACAGUUCUGUUGCGAGCCCGGGAAAUCCUGUUAGCUCUUGGACAUCGUCGAGCUAUCCUUCCACUAUUUCCCCAAAGAUGCUGCGAAUUAACCCAUCGCCGACACCUGCGUCCUCGUCUGAGUCAAUCCACAACGCCAUGCUUUCUGGUGCCGACUUAGACCCUGGUGCCUCUGCGUACGAGCAUUCUCAUUCUCAUCCUCGCAGCCCGUUCCAGUCGCAACGGCAGAGUCAAAAGCCACGAAAAGAACUUCCGAGCAAACCAGCGAGAUCGCGGCUAGUACCAAUAACCUCGUCCGAGCCGUCGCCAUCUUCGAAAGGAAAGAGGCCAGCCCUCCCCCAGCUUCCCGGCGAUCACGAACAGUCGCCUCAGAAAGUGCGGGUCGCUCAACCGAAACAGGAGCGCCACGAUGCGGCGCCCCAAGGAAGUGAGGGAUCUCCGGCUCGCGGGCGUAGCAGUAGGAGCAGUGGAGUACGGUCUGCCAAGGACGAAUUUCUAGUCCGAUCAAAGCUGGCGGGUAUGACGUAUCGCGAGAUCCGCCGCUUGGGAAAUUUCACCGAAGCCGAAUCUACGCUGCGGGGGCGGUUCCGGACUCUGACGAAGGACAAGGAGGCGCGUGUAAGAAAACCAGAAUGGCAAGAUAACGAUAUACGUUUACUAAAGAAAGCUGUCCGCAAACUGGCGAAAGGCAACGAUAUGAUGCCGGCCAAGGCACCGUGGGGCCAAGUGGCCGAGUACAUCAUGGACCACGGCGGUUCGUACCAAUUUGGCGGCGCCACUUGCCAUAGGAAGUGGAAAGAAUUGGUGGAAGAAGGCAAAGCGGGAUUGAAAUGA
Messenger RNA from Daldinia caldariorum, 1560 nucleotides. RefSeq lists its product as uncharacterized. Lineage: Eukaryota; Fungi; Ascomycota; Sordariomycetes; Xylariales; Hypoxylaceae. The transcript has 3 exons. The record is from RefSeq and is a predicted model, not a curated record. The coding region runs from base 1 to 1560 and encodes 519 amino acids.